Molecule: messenger RNA, 1349 nt
Organism: Populus trichocarpa (black cottonwood)
Lineage: Eukaryota; Viridiplantae; Streptophyta; Magnoliopsida; Malpighiales; Salicaceae
Product: thioredoxin reductase 1, mitochondrial
Exons: 2
Coding region: 33-1142 (369 amino acids)
Biological process (GO): removal of superoxide radicals
Cellular component (GO): cytoplasm
Molecular function (GO): thioredoxin-disulfide reductase (NADPH) activity
Source: RefSeq, a predicted model, not a curated record
AACCAUAUAAACAAUAUAAUACAAUUAGAGGAAUGAAUCGUACCCCAAGCAGACUAAAAUCCUUCCUCUUUAAAGCCCGCCAUUUCCUUGGCCUAGCCACCACAUCCGCCGCCGCGGCCGCAUCCUCCUCCGCCACCGCAACAUCCUCCACCACCGCAACCUCAACCGCCAUGGAAGAACUCAAGACCCGUGUCUGCAUUAUCGGAAGCGGACCCGCUGGACACACGGCAGCAAUCUAUGCCUCACGAGCAGAGUUAAAACCAAUCCUGUUUGAAGGAUGGAUGGCAAAUGAUAUCGCCCCCGGAGGCCAGCUGACGACCACAACCGACGUGGAAAACUUUCCUGGUUUUCCAGAAGGAAUAAUGGGGGUUGAGCUGACUGAGAAGUUUCGAGCUCAAUCCGCUCGUUUUGGGACCCAAAUUCUUACUGAAACGGUUACAAAAGUUGAUUUUUCGAGAACCCCGUUUGAGGUUUUCACUGAUUCUAAACGCGUUGUUGCGGAUUCGGUUAUUGUUGCCACUGGGGCGGCGGCGAAGAAGCUGAAUUUUGCAGGGUCGGAAAAGUUUUGGAAUAAAGGGAUUUCGGCUUGCGCGGUGUGUGAUGGGGCUGCUCCUAUUUUUAGGGAGAAGGCAUUGGCUGUGAUUGGAGGGGGAGACUCAGCAAUGGAGGAAGCAAAUUUCUUGACGAAGUAUGGGACCAAGGUUUAUAUUAUUCACAGGCGGGAUACAUUUAGGGCUUCUAAGAUAAUGCAAAGCAGGGCAUUGUCGAAUCCGAAGAUUGAGGUUAUUUGGAAUUCUGCAGUGGAGGAGGCUUAUGGAGAGAGGGUUUUAGGUGGGCUUAAAGUGAAGAAUGUGGUUACUGGGGAGGUUUCGGAUUUGAAGGUUAAUGGGUUGUUUUUUGCUAUUGGACACGAGCCUGCGACUAGGUUUAUGGACGGGCAGUUGGAGUUGGAUUCUGACGGGUAUGUUGUGACUAUGCCGGGGACCACAAAGACCAGUGUUCGUGGGGUUUUUGCUGCUGGUGAUGUUCAGGAUAAGAAGUAUAGACAAGCCAUUACUGCUGCUGGCACUGGCUGCAUGGCGGCGCUGGAUGCAGAGCAUUACCUGCAAGAGAUUGGAGCUGAAGAUGGCAAAACUGAUUGACUAUCUAAGAUAUGAAAAGGGUUCUCGAAAUAACAUUCUGCACUGAUGUGGUGCAGACUUUGGUUGCAUCAUAUAGUCAACACACGGCAUUAGUACUAUCAAGUAUAAUGAGUAUACUAUGAGUGUGUUUGGUAUUGCGGUAACUGUUGUGGUUAUGAUUUUAAAAAAAUUAUUUUAUAAAAAGUACUUUUAGUUGAGGUUGUUUUG